AUGUCUUUUGUCCUUCACAUGAAAGGUGACCGCGUCAUUACUCCAAAGUCUCAUCGCCAAACGAACCGAGUACUGGGAGAACUGCCAGGCUACUUUGGUAUCAAGCCAGCAGCACUCCUCAACAGUGUGAAAUCAGAGAACUUGUCUCCAGGAAUCUACUGCAAUGGAACUUUCGACGCGUUUGCAUGCUGGCCCCAUUCACCGCCCGGGAACGUGUCUAUCCCGUGUCCCCCAUACUUGCCAUGGAUCACUGCAGAUACAUCAAGGAGAGCAUACAGAGAAUGCUUGGAAGAUGGCACCUGGAGACUGGCGGAGAAUUCCUCAGCUCCAUGGAGGGAUCACUCCGAAUGUCAGGAGCACCACUUUUUUAAGGACAAGGAGGAUGAAAUGCUGCGGCAGACGGCGCUUCGACUGAUCUCCGUGAUUGGCUACUCUCUCUCGCUCUCCUCCCUCACACUGGCUACCUUGCUCAUGGGCAUGCUAAGAAAGCUCCACUGCACCCGAAAUUACAUCCACAUGAAUCUCUUCAUGUCGUUCAUCCUGAGAGCGGUGGCCGUCAUAUCCAAGGAGAUUAUAUUACAUGUGAUGUAUUCCAACCUGCCCAAGGACGACCCCGGGUGGAACGCUUACUCCACCUCUAUGGCACUGAUGUGCAAAUUCUCCAAAGUAGCGAUGGAGUAUUUUGUCGCCUGUAACUACUUCUGGCUCCUGGUGGAGGCCAUUUUUCUCCACACACUGCUCUUCACUGCUGUCCUGGCCAAGAGACGUCUGCUGAAGCAAUACCUGCUGCUGGGAUGGGGAACCCCUGUGCUGUUUGUGACUCCGUGGACUGUUGUGAAGAUCACGUAUGAAAACACAGAAUGCUGGUCCAUUGUGAACAGAUGGUUCUGGUGGAUCAUCCGUGGGCCCAUCACCGUGUCAGUGCUGAUUAUAUUCUUUAUAUUCAUCAAGAUUCUCAUGCUGCUGCUGUCCAAACUGAAGGCAGACCAGGUGAAGUUCACAGACUACAGAUACAGCUUGGCCCGAGCUACACUGGUACUGAUUCCUCUGCUGGGGAUCCACGAGGUGGUUUUCACCGUGCUGAUCGAUGAGUGUGUGGAGGGCCACAGCCGCUACGCCCGGAACUUUGUCAACCUCACCCUCAGCUCUUUUCAGGGAUUUUUGGUGGCUGUGCUGUACUGUUUUGCAAAUGGAGAGGUUCAAGCGGAGGUGAAAAAGCGCUGGCAGCUUUUUCUGUUCACCCACCAUUUCCAGGUCAGGACCUGUGUCAGGAGCGCGCCGCUCAAGCACCUCUGGAAGUUCACCCGUCAGCCUCAGUGCCAGCGGUCCGGCGAGCAGGCGACAGGCUCCAGGACCAACCCUCGCUCUCUCCAAGUGGUUGUGCACGGGGGACCGGAAAGGCCUCAGGGCGACGGUCAGGCACUGAAGGGUUGCAAUACCGCAACAAUCGACUUCCUCACCAGAAAGAGUCUGUCCAGCAGUGACGGAGACAUGACCCUGGGGGAGACAAUGGAGGAGAUUCUGGAAGAGAGCGAGUUCUGA
Synchiropus splendidus (mandarinfish) is the source of this 1542-nucleotide messenger RNA. RefSeq names its product glucagon-like peptide 2 receptor. Gene Ontology annotation, cellular component: plasma membrane. The coding region runs from base 1 to 1542 and encodes 513 amino acids. The transcript is spliced from 12 exons. The record is from RefSeq and is a predicted model, not a curated record. Gene Ontology annotation, molecular function: peptide hormone binding; glucagon receptor activity. Lineage: Eukaryota; Metazoa; Chordata; Actinopteri; Syngnathiformes; Callionymidae. Gene Ontology annotation, biological process: adenylate cyclase-modulating G protein-coupled receptor signaling pathway; cell surface receptor signaling pathway.